This is a messenger RNA of Rhinichthys klamathensis goyatoka, 2656 nucleotides long. It is a transcript of the gene plppr2a, whose product is annotated as phospholipid phosphatase related 2a. NCBI's taxonomy places the organism in Eukaryota, Metazoa, Chordata, Actinopteri, Cypriniformes, Leuciscidae. The transcript is spliced from 8 exons. Gene Ontology annotation, biological process: signal transduction; phospholipid dephosphorylation; phospholipid metabolic process. Gene Ontology annotation, molecular function: phosphatidate phosphatase activity. The record is from RefSeq and is a predicted model, not a curated record. Bases 367 to 1353 code for a protein of 328 amino acids.
CCCCGUUGCGCACACGCGCAUUCUCUGCAGCCGCACUGGAGAGCUGCGGUUGAGGUGACGAUUUAAUCUCUCACGCCUCAUUAAGCAGGAUCCGCCUGUGCAUGCGAGUGCGGUUUACACACAGACCGUGAGCGCGUCUGCAUGCGCUAAUGUGAGGAAACACUCCACGAGAAAAAAAAAUCCUGUGUGGGUGGGAGGACAGAAGGAAGGACGAAGAGAGGAAAGCUGGAUCGGUUCACAGGAGCUCCAUGGCAAACGCGCGUAAUGGCCACUGCAUAGGAAUCUAUCCAUCGUGACGGCUGCAGGGUGUGAAACUAAAGUAGGAGUGCGAGAGGAGUGCAAGAGCAGAAAGAAGAGGGAUCUACAAUGGCGGCAGAAGAGAAGCCUGCAGUGAAGAGCAGUAGCUCCAUUGUACCAUGUUUCCUGUUUGUAGAGCUGGUGAUCAUGGCAGGAACCGUUCUCCUGGCGUACUACUUCGAGUACACGGACACCUUUCCCGUACACAUCCAGGGAUUCUUCUGCUUCGACAAGACGUUCUCCAAACCGUACCCUGGACCGGAUGAGAGCAGUAACGUGCCGCCGGUGCUCGUCUACUCUCUGGUUGCUGCGAUUCCUACUAUGAUCAUCCUGGCUGGCGAGGUGAUGGCGUUUUUCAUGAGGUCAGAGGGCACGCAGGAGAAGACCAUAGUCACCGCCGACUGCUGUUACUUCAACCCCCUGCUGAGACGCAUCAUACGCUUCCUAGGUGUCUAUACCUUCGGCGUGUUCACCACCACCAUCUUCGCCAAUGCUGGACAGGUGGUGACAGGAACCCAGACGCCUCACUUCCUGUCAGCGUGCAGACCGAACUACACAGCACUGGGAUGCCAUUCCAACUUACAGUACAUCACUGAGCGCAAAGCCUGCACAGGGAACCCUCUCAUAGUCGCAUCUGCACGCAAAUCCUUUCCCUCCAAAGAUGCGGCCCUCAGUGUUUACUCUGCAGUGUAUACCGUGAUGUACGUGACGCUGGUGUUCAGGACUAAAGGGACGCGUCUGACCAAACCCACGCUCAGUCUGACUCUGCUGUGUCUGGCCAUGUUGGUGGGUGUGGUCAGGGUGGCUGAAUACCGCAACCACUGGGCCGACGUCCUCGCUGGAAACUUCACUGGCGGAGCCAUCGCUGUCUUUCUGGUAACAUGCGUGAUCAACAACUUCCAGCAGGCAAAGCCCCCGCCCCCACCAGCGCGACCCCAGCGUCCUGAGUCAGUGCUGGGCAUGCCCAUGGUGGCGCUGCCCUGCGUAGAGAGUCCACUUGAAAAGUUAAGUGGCACUCAGACUCCAAGGGGAUCUUCAUUCACUGAGAUCACAUGACCAUCAGCCUCAUCGGUUCCCCGUCCCCCCCGAUGUCCUCAUACCGUCUCGCUCCAUUUCCAGCGAAGUCUAGACCAGCCGUCCCAGCACGCGCGCCACUGCGCCGCCCACUCCGCGGGACACUCCUCCACUCUGCACCGCUCCUACUCCACGCAGGUCUAGAUUUACUCACCUCCAACCCCUCAUCCUCCAUCAUCCUCCAUGCUGCCGAUAGGGCCUCCACAAACCGCUCAAACAAACAACGAGAAGCACUUGUAGAGAGCCUGCUCGAAGAUCUCGAACGCCAGGAAUCACAGGUUGGCGUCUCACUCUUGCCAGAGGGUUUGUUUGGACUGUGGGUGGAGGAUUCGAACGGAUUUUUUGGGUGGAAGACCUCAAACCUCAACCUGACCUAUUUCCUCGGGAACCGAUGAAGAAGUCUUGAUCAGCUUUUGGCUGAAAUGCUCGAUUUUUACUGCAGAUAUUUCAAGUCAUAUGUAAAUACAUGCACAGUUUUCUUCUUCUUUUGGUUAAAGGCAUGUCUAUUUUUUUCUAUUUUGUUCAUAGUACUGAUUAAGUUUUUAUAUUCAUCACAUGGAGUACCCGUUGGUUGUCUUUGAGUCAUGUUCACUAUGCACUUGGGAUAAUCUUCAUCAGCAUCAGAUACCUGGACUAUAUAAGUGCACAUCAAGAAUUCCCUUUAGGAAAAGACCUCUAAACUUGGACACGUUCUUGAUACCAGCUCUUAUAAUAACGUUUGGAUGCAUCGUAAAGAAUUGCGCUGUUUAAUGACAUGCACACAAAAACUCGACCACAGCAUUCUUUUUCAUAUUUAAUGUCCAGUUUGUGCUCACAAGGAUUUCUCCACCAGCUAGACGUAAUGCACAGUCUGACAUGAGCCGUCAUUUUCAUUACUGUCGCCCCAGACGCAACACAACGCUUUCAGACACUAGACAUUCUUACAGUUUGCCAUCAAAGACGGAUUGGAUUCUUCGUUUCUGAGGAGAGAAAAGCAAGAAUUGCAUCCCAUGACGUCAACAGAACAAUAAAGACAACAUCUGUAUUGUUGUUGGUAUUUUUGUGGAGGUUUUCAAAAAUGCAGUAACCGAAGGUCGGUUAGUUUCUUUCUUGUAUAGUGAAUGACCUUUUCACCAUGUGUUACUAACAGGGUUGUGCACCAUACAGAAUUGAAUUGAAAAUGCCAUUUAAUUUACAAUUCGGUUCCCGAAUUUGAAUUGAACUUGAAUUGAGGUAGCAGACAGAUGCAGAAUUGCAGUUCAAAUUUGAAUGUAAGGAAGUGAUUGAAAUUCAAAGAAAUUCAAGU